CUUUGGAGCGAGUGUUUUAGAGAGGAGGCUCUGCCGUCUGAUGAUUGUUUCUCUGAGAGACCGGCGUCCGUCUUCACAGCAGGUGGAGCCGCUGAAGGAACCACUUUAGAUGUUGAGAGGCAGAGCCGAGCAGAGAAUAUUCCAGAAGGACACGGGAUAACCACCAGCAUUUAAAAAAGAGAGCGAGAGAGGAGGUCAUAGAGACUGAAACUACUUUACCUCCCUUCAUCCUCUUCCUCUCAGCCAAUCAGAGAGGAGCUCUUCUGCUUUUCUACCUCCCACAGAAAUAGAAAAAGUGAAAGCAAGCAAUUUAGAAUCUUUUUGUUUCUUCGUGCAACAUUUUCUCCAUUUUACCUCAGGGAUUUCUUCUCCUACUGCCUACCUCUGGUGACGGGAAACAAACAAACAAACAAACAGACAAACAAACCUCUCUCUGAUGUUACCAUGAAAACCUGUAUUGCCUCUCAAGCUCUCUUCAAUGCAACCACCAGCAACGACCUCCGACCUCUGAAUUGUUCCCGUCCUCACCUGUAAACGACCUCAGGUGAUAUACAGGAAACAGUCUUAUUGCCAGACAGGAAGCUACACACUCUUCACAGAAAAACCUCACACACACCCGGCAGGAAACGAUAUACCUCAGACACACACUCAAGGAAACUGAAGGGAACCUGGUGCUUCAAAUCAACCCCAGAAGACUUCUCACUGCAGCAUUUUCCAUUGGAGGGUAGCAACAGUAGCCAGGCAGUUCUCCAGAGAGAGAAACCCUCCUCUCAUCUGCCUCCCAGCGAAGUGGCAUCACACACAGCGAUAUAUAAAGACGGGCAACACGCAUCAGGAGACGCCCGGCAGGCCUUUGGAGAUCUCAGAGGAGAAUCGGACCCUUUGAAAUCCUCCAGAGAAACAGAGGAGAAGUUCUUCAUCAGCGCUUCUGAGAAAGUGAAGAACUCAAUGAACCCUGGGAAGCAGGAAGAUAUCAAAAAACACUGAUAUCUGACGGUGUGAGGAGAAGAGGAAGCAUCCAAUGCAGCGCGCUCUGAUGCUUCCAGUGAUGUCCCGCCCCCCGUGCCCCUGAGGCUUCAUGGAACCAAUGUCCAACAAGCAGGACAGCAACUCAUCAGAGGGAGACGAGAAAGGGUGGCCAGAUGUGCCGAAGAGAAAGAGAAAGAACAGCCUUUGUUCUGGGAAGAGCGUGUCAGCUCUCAGUGUUCCAGGAUACAUCCCCAGCUACCUGGAGAAGGACGAGCCCUGCGUGGUGUGUGGAGACAAGGCCACGGGCUACCACUACCGCUGCAUCACCUGCGAGGGCUGCAAGGGCUUCUUCCGCAGAACCAUCCAGAAGAACCUGCACCCGGCGUACUCCUGUAAAUAUGAGGGAUGCUGUAUCAUCGACAAGAUCACGCGCAACCAGUGCCAGCUGUGUCGCUUCAAGAAGUGCAUCGCCGUGGGCAUGGCCAUGGACUUGGUUCUGGACGACUCUAAGCGCGUGGCGAAGCGUCGUCUGAUCGAGGAGAACCGUCAGAAGAGGAAGAAGGAGGAGAUGGUCCGGACCCUUCAGACCCGGCCGGAGCCCGACUCCCCCGAGUGGGACCUGAUCCGCAUGGUGACGGAGGCGCACCGGCACACCAACGCCCAGGGGGCCGCCUGGAAGCAGAAGCGCAAGUUCCUGUCGGAUGAUAUCGGUCAGGGUCCGAUGAUUCCCACUUCAGACGGAGACAAGGUGGACCUGGAAGCCUUCAGCGAGUUCACGAAGAUCAUGACCCCCGCCAUCACACGCGUGGUGGACUUCGCCAAGAAACUACCAAUGUUCUCAGAGCUGUCCUGUGAAGACCAGAUCAUCCUCCUGAAGGGCGGCUGCAUGGAGAUCAUGUCUCUGCGCGCCGCCGUGCGCUACGACCCGGAGAGCGAGACGCUGACACUGAACGGAGAGAUGGCGGUGAAGCGAGAGCAGCUGAAGAACGGAGGGCUGGGCGUGGUGUCGGACGCCAUCUUUGAUUUGGGCAAAAGCCUGGCUCAGUUCAACCUGGACGACUCGGAGGUGGCGCUGAUGCAGGCCGUGCUGCUCAUGAGCUCAGACCGCUCAGGACUCACCAACAUAGAGAAGAUCGAGCAGUGUCAGGAGGCGUACCUGCUGGCCUUCGAACACUACAUCAACUUCAGGAAGCACAACAUUCCCCACUUCUGGCCCAAGCUUCUGAUGAAGGUGACGGACCUUCGGAUGAUCGGAGCGUGCCACGCCAGCCGCUUCCUGCACAUGAAGGUGGAGUGUCCCAACGAACUCUUCCCCCCUCUCUUCCUGGAGGUCUUCGAGGACCAGGAAGUGUGACUUUAGGAACGUUUCCACCACAACACCCCCUUUAAAAAGAACCCUAAACAUGGAAGGAAAUACAUUUAAGGGGGGGUUAGCUGUGGUGAAAGAACAAAAGAAGUAGGACAAAAACUGGAAUUGACAUUUUUUUUUUAUUCAGUGGGAACGUACCCUGUGAACUUCGUUUUUUGUCCUUUUCUUCUCACAAAACCCAGCACCUGCCACCAGCAAAAUCGCAUCGACUUCACUUGAGCGAAAUACACACUGACAGGUACACACACACAAUUAAUAGAUGUAGAUAUAGAGUGGUGCAGGAAUGAGUCCUAUAAUCCCUGGAAUGAAUCGGCAUUUUCGCACUUCUUGUUCCCUUUACUUGGAGGUCAAUGGUUCCCUGAAUGUGUUAUUGGUUCUUAUCCUGAUAUAAGGUCUGUAGUUAACACAAGCUGAAGAGAUUUUUAUUCUACGACAUAUAAUACGUCAGUAAAUACCCCUCUGGUGGAUUUAAAAACGGAGGUUGCUAACAAGUGUCUAAAUGAGACGACUAAACGUCGUCACGCCCAACAUUAGCCGCCUUUAGCUUAGCAUUUAGCUUAGCUUAAAAACUGUGGUUGCUAACAAAUGUCUAAAUGAGACUUCAAAACGUCAUCAUAUUAGCCGUAAGCAUCAGAGAUUUCUUUCUGCUAUAAUCCCAAAUUCACAUGGAGUAAUCCCAUUGGACCACAGGAGAUGCUGCCUUCAGGGGAAAUAGGUCAUCCCUGUACCACUCUAUCCUAAGACUCCUAACAAACUGCCAGGACAAAUAUAUGCAAACUCCAGCCUCCUCAGUUAUCUCCUGUUGCACCUGUAUGGACUAGCAGCUGCACUCUCGAUAAUGCAACCCCCCGUCUCCCACCUCAACCACAGCAAAGUGUUUUAUCUCUGGGACCUGACCAUCAACUCUCCUUAAUGGCGUCAUCCAUCUAAUCCCCCUUCAGUCUGAGUGUUUGUCAACCUACCUCCCCCCCACAUACUGACCUCCGUCUGAAACACAUCCAACACUCUUACCUCAUUAUGUAGUCAGAUGUAUUUCCACAUUACUGAGUCUUCAGUUAAUGCUGGUGUUAGGAGACACUACAGUGGGAACACUGGUAUGAAGCCUUUAUCUACAGUGUAGGUCCACUGGUUGGUCCUUUUGGUGGCAGCAGAGUUAUUUAACCAAUUAGUCAUUAUUUUAUGCUUUUACAUGAUUCUUAGUGGAGAUACUCAAUUGUAUUCAUCAGUCAACAAAAUCCCAUUAGCAUCAAAAUACUCGAUUAAAAAUGGACAGCGCUAAUUAUUUAUGCUUUCAUGACUGCAUGACACAUUGAGAUGCAUUAAGAAAGCUGCAGUGUGCAUCCUUAUGUCAUAAAACUGCAGAAAUAUUGGUAAACUUCAGCAUUUUAAGUGUUAUAUCAUUUUUUUAGAUUAAAUCAAUAUGCUAAAAUGUAAUUAUACAUUUUCAGCCUUUUCAGAAUAAAGUGCAUUGUAGCUAAAGGCUAAAUAUGAAGUGUUUCCACUGCUUUUAUUGUACGGUAUCACUUACUGUACUUAAAAAUAUAGCUAGGUUACUUUAUUUAAAGAACAUUUUAAAUGCAUGACUACAUCUGCAUCAUGCUACUUAAUAACACUAACAAAUAAUAGAGUACUUAUAAAAUAUAUGAAUAUAUAUAUUAACACAAUACCUCUCCGCCUCAUACCUCCUUCAUUACCUCACACUCAUGAAUAUUACACCCAGUUGUUUUUAUUUGUAUGGAUUACCUCAUUUGUUAGUUUUGUCUUCUGAUUGGUCCAUCGCUGGCAGAUAGUGAUGGUGAUGUCACUAAACUCUGCAAGCCCCUCCCCCCCUUCACCUGUAUCAACAGAUUCUACCUCACCUGUCAUCUCCGUGGAGCUGCCCCUCUGUCUGUGACACACACACAAACACACACUCACACACACACACACACACACAC
Molecule: messenger RNA, 4275 nt
Organism: Trematomus bernacchii (emerald rockcod)
Lineage: Eukaryota; Metazoa; Chordata; Actinopteri; Perciformes; Nototheniidae
Product: thyroid hormone receptor alpha
Exons: 10
Coding region: 1079-2323 (414 amino acids)
Biological process (GO): thyroid hormone receptor signaling pathway; cell differentiation; negative regulation of transcription by RNA polymerase II
Molecular function (GO): nuclear receptor activity; zinc ion binding; RNA polymerase II cis-regulatory region sequence-specific DNA binding
Source: RefSeq, a predicted model, not a curated record